AUGUCGACCAACAAUUCCCGCCCAGCCUUUGCUGGAGACCCAACCUUGGACAAUCCCAAGCUGAUUAUCGAUUCUUGCAGGAACGUCGACCUGCCUCUGGCGGCGUUUAACCUCAACAAUAUGUAUGCGAUCCCGACCGAAAAUGUUCCUCGCCCAGGCUUCAACAACACCGGCAAAGAGGUCGAGGUCUCGAUGAACGCAUUCGGAAUCACCAAGUACCCUAGUCGGACCGUUUACCAGUACGAUGUCCACAUCGGAAAUGGUGCCGAGAAGACUGCCGUUAUCAAGAAGGUUUGGAGCUCGAAUGCGCGCAAGAACGCGCUUCGCCAGACCAUUUUCGAUGGACAGAAGCUUGCAUGGUCCAUGACAAAUUACCGUGACGGUUUGAACGUUGAAGUCGACCUGGAUAGCGAACAAGGCCGUCCGGCUGGCAAGACACCCAACCGUUUCCGUCUCGUCGUUCGUCCUACGAAGACGGUCAAUCUUGCCGUUCUCAAGGGUUGGCUUGAUGGCAAGAUUUCUAUGCAAGAAUCUGUCUUGGAAGCUUUGAAUUUCCUUGACCACGUGCUUCGUGAAUACCCAAGUCAGAAGUUCCUGGCUAUUAAAAGAUCCUUCUUCGAUGAGAACGGAGAGAACCAGGACUUAGGAAAUGGCGUCCUCGCUUUCAAGGGCGUUUACCAAGCGAUUCGACCUGCCAUUAAUCGUGGACUCGUCGUGAACGUGGACGUUUCGAACACCUGUUUCUGGGCCCGUACUUCUUUCAUGGGAGCUGCCAUGGCCGUUCUCGACGCUCGUGACAGGCAGCAUUUGAUCCAUCUCUUGAAGCCCAUCGAUGAUGGCCACGGCGGAAAAACUGAGUCGAAUGGUUUUUACGAAAUCCAUCGCCGCCUCAAGAAGCUUCAGGUUCAGCCGCACUACCGUGGCUGCCCCGUCCUGGGCACCAACUUCAUCGUCAAGGGCUUGAUUAACGGCAACGCUCGUCAGUACACCAUCGACUUGGUCGACAAAGCUACUGGCAAGAAGGAGACAAUCAACAUCGAGACGUACUUCAGGCGCAAAUACAACCUGGCUCUAGACUACUGGGAGCUUCCUAUGGUUGAGAUGACCAAGAAAGGUGUCGUCUAUCCCAUGGAAGUCUUGACUAUCCAUGGUCUCCACAAAUACCCCUGGAAGCUCAACGAGUACCAGACUUCGCAUAUGAUCAAAUAUGCCGCCUCUCGUCCGGCCGACCGUCUUAACUCUGUUCAAAAGUCCAAGAAGAUGCUCGACCACGCCAAUGAUCCGGUUCUCCAGAAUUUCGGCCUCCAGAUCGACAACAACAUGAUCCGGACCAAGGCUCGUUUGCUUCCAAACCCCGAGAUCCAAUUUGGUGGAAACCAGCGUCACAACCCAGGUACCAACGGCCGCUGGGAUCUUCGUGGAAAGAAGUUUUACCAACCCAAUCAAAAGCCCCUCGAGGCCUGGGGAGUUGGCUACUUCGUUGGCAAGCGGAACGCUGUCAACCGUACUCAGGUUGAGAGCUUCUGUGAUUCGUUCAUCAAGUUGUACAUGGGCCACGGUGGCAGUGUUUCCAAGCGUCCGAACAUCGUGGAACUGAGAGAAGAUAUUGGCGAAGCGGUCAAGCGUCUUUACAAUACGACCGGUGUCAAGUUCCAGAAGGACCCCCAGCUUCUUGUGAUCAUUGUUCCCGACAAGAACUCCUUCACAUACGCGCGAAUCAAAAAGUCCUGCGACUGCCGUUGGGGUGUUCCUUCUCAAGUUUUGCAGGCGGGCCAUGUCGCUAAAGGCAACCCUCAGUACGUUUCCAACGUACUCAUGAAGGUCAACGCCAAACUCGGAGGCACGACUUCGCGCGCCAUUCCCAAGGUUCCCGAAGCUGGCCUUCGGUCUCAUUCGAUGAUCAUUGGCGCCGACGUCACUCAUCCUACUCUUGGUGUCUGGUCACCAUCGAUGGCGGCUAUGGCAGUUUGCAUGGACACGUUCGGUGGUCGCUAUUGGGGCGCGUGCGAGACCAACGGUGAACGAAACGAAAUGAUUGCUCGUUCCAACAUUGAAGUCAUGUUGACUCCUCUUGUUCGCGAAUGGAUGGCUACUGUCGGACGCGGACGGGCUCCGGAGCACGUCUAUUAUUUCCGUGACGGUGUCUCGACAGGUCAAUUUGACCAGGUUCUUCAGCAGGAGGUUUUUGACAUGAAGUCCAUAUUCAUGAAGUUGACUCAAGACCAGUGGAAAGGAAAGUUCACCGUCGUCGUGGCAAACAAGAGACACCACCUGAGAGCUUUCCCCAAACCUGGAGACCGAAACACCUCCGACAAGAACGGGAACCCUCUGCCAGGUAUCUUGGUCGAGAGAGAUGUGACGAGCCCUCACGACUGGGAUUUCCUUUUGUACUCGCACAUUGCUCUUCAAGGAACAUCUCGCCCUGUCCACUACCAUGUAAUUUUCGACCAGAUCAAGCAUCGCCCACAAGAGCUCGAGAACAUGAUCUACGAUCAUUGUUACCAAUACAUGAGAUCUACGACUUCUGUUUCGUUGUUCCCGGCGGUCUACUACGCCCAUCUGGUUGCGACUCGGGCUCGUCAUCACGAGGAUGUCCCUGCUAGCUCUGGGCCCCAGAGUGGUCCUGAAGUGAAGAUGACGAACCCAAAGCCUGCGAAUAGACCUGUGGAUCCCAGGCUUUUGCCUAUUCACGGAACUUCGAACAGACUCACCUUCGGCAUGUGGUUCGUCUAG
This is a messenger RNA of Aspergillus chevalieri, 2733 nucleotides long. RefSeq names its product putative eukaryotic translation initiation factor eIF-2C4. The transcript has 7 exons. The record is from RefSeq and is a predicted model, not a curated record. Gene Ontology annotation, molecular function: protein binding; RNA binding. The coding region runs from base 1 to 2733 and encodes 910 amino acids. NCBI's taxonomy places the organism in Eukaryota, Fungi, Ascomycota, Eurotiomycetes, Eurotiales, Aspergillaceae.